Messenger RNA from Epinephelus fuscoguttatus (brown-marbled grouper), 870 nucleotides. RefSeq names its product coiled-coil domain containing 172 (gene ccdc172). The coding region runs from base 1 to 780 and encodes 259 amino acids. Gene Ontology annotation, cellular component: cytoplasm. The record is from RefSeq and is a predicted model, not a curated record. Lineage: Eukaryota; Metazoa; Chordata; Actinopteri; Perciformes; Serranidae. The transcript has 8 exons.
AUGAGUUUAGACACGCUCUUUAAACAGAUCCUCCUAACUGAACAACAGUUAACUGAGCAGACACAAAAACUCAAAGACGUCAAAACAGCCAUCAGCAGAUGCAAUGAGAGGAUCAAGAGCACCACUGGCAAGUGUGAAAGGACCAGUGAGGAAAUUGAUAUAAAGGCUCAGCAGUUGUCCGCGAUGAGACUGCAGCGUGACCUGAUGAAGAAAUGUGAAGACCAGAUGUUGAAGCAAAUUGAGGAGCUGCUCUGCCAGAACAGUCAACUCAGUGAACGUCUGGCCAAGAUAAAGUGGGAGUGUACAGAAGAAGAGAAAAACUUCCUUCAGGAGAUCUCGAGGUUCAACAGUGACUUCAGUCUUCGAGGAAACAGAGGGGUAGUGUUCGAGAGCCAAACACACACUGAGAUCCUGGACCUGGAGAGGGAGGUGGACUCAUUAUACAAAGAGAUGGAGCUGAUGAGCCGCGGGAACAGUCACAUGAACGCCGUGCAGCAGGAGAAGAGAGCGCUCCAGCUCCAACUGCAGGGCCUGGAAAACAUCCAGAAAGAGCUGGAUCAGCAGUUGAUUGAGGCUGAAGCGGUGACAGAAUCUCUGCGAGCUGAGAGCCUGUUUGUCAGUCAGAAACCUCGCACUGACAGCACCUGUCUGAGGCUGAGGAAGGAGCUGGAGAUGCAUAAAGAGGGAGAGCUGGAGUUCCUGCGAGAGGUGCUCAGCUCAGAAAUACAACUCCUGAAGACGAAGCUGGACAGCAGCCAGGAAGUGAGUGGGCGGCAUUAGGUCUGGCACAAUGAUGAGACAGGGAUACAGGUUACAUCAGUUCGCUGAUUGUCUCGUCUGGUCAAAAACAAACAUGAAUAUGAAUAGAGG